CAAUGAGCAUGUGUCUAGGUACAUGGUGUAGUCUCUCAGAUACACUGUUGUGUAGAACUCUUGUAGUAGUCGUUUGCCUAAGCAGAAGUGAUUUAAGAAAUUAGUAUAAGUGGCUAAAGUGCAAUAUGGUGACCCAGGGACUAUAUAUAUAGUUAAUGAAAACCAGUGUAAGAGAAUAGCUAGUAGCUGUAUGACUGCAGUUGGCUAGUCUCCUCAAACCUAAAACUUGUACAAGUGGCCAACCAGGACACAACACUGUGGCAAUGGCGGCUCAGACACAGACAGCCGGAGAAAAUGAUAGCCCCACCAGGCAUAUUGUUGCCAAAACUGUGAAAACCAUCGUGCCUGUGGCAGAGGAAUGUGCGUACACACAGUUCUACUGUGAGGAAAAUGUGUGGUGGCUAUGCGACUAUGUGCGUACGCACGAAAGUCAGCAGUUGGUCAAGUGUUUUGUGGCAUUCAUCAGUAAUGAGUCACGGUGUGUACCACUAUGGAGACAACGAGUGGGCAAGUCCGAGGAUAAACUUAUAACUUGGGAUUAUUCUAACAUCUUCACAUGUGUUGCGCCGAGUGAAAAGGACUACCAUGUGAUCUUCAUGUAUGAACCCGACGACCGGUGCUUGGUGUUUGACCUGGACUCUGAUCUGCCGUUCCCCACGUACUUUCACAAGUAUGUUACAGAGACUCUCCGCACAGAUCACAUCCUUCGCCCAGAACACCAUAGAUACUUCCGAGUAGUUUCAGCAUCUGUGUUCCUUCAAAAGUUUGCCAGCGACAGACGGCACAUGAGACGUGAAGACGGCACCUGGAUGCAUCCUCCCCCACCAACCUCGCCAAUUGCAACUCCAGAAUCUGUUCACAAUCUUGAUGAUUUCAUCAGCAUGGACCCGAAGCGGAGCGUCGGGACUGUAUAUAAUCUCCAGGAUUUUGUACGCAGAUUCUACAAGAACAUGUAGAGCAUCUACAUCUACAUACUAUUACCCUCUUCAUGAAGAUAUGAAGGAUGCUCGGUUUACAAGAGUUUCCAAAGUCUGGAAUACCUGUUGUAUCAUUUAAUGUAGUCACCUUUAAUGAAAGAAAUUUUUGUUCUUCAUGUGUGAUACUUUGAAAAUAAAUUUUGUUAAAAGUGAUUUAAAAAUGUUGAGAUGUUAAAAAUUUUUUUUUUUUUACACUGUUGUAAUGUUAAAUAAUUAAGAGUAUCAUAGAAAAUCAUAAUGUGUUAUGAGUCUGUUGAAAGUAAUUAAGACAUUAAUUUUUAUAUACAGAAUUAUAAGAAUUUAUUAAAUUAUUCAUUAAUUGCCUUUUCAGGAUGUACUGUAUCUUCUUUGGCAAACCUAUAUAGAAUUUUUAUUAUAAAUUUAUAUUUGUAUAAUUUAAACAUUUAAAAAUUGCCUUUGCAUCUUAAACUGAAGAUAAUUUCCAGGAGAGUUAAGGUGAUAGAAUAUAAAGUAAGUUAGUGAGAAGUUGAUGGUAGAGUAUAUUCAGUCAGUGAGAAGUUGAUGAUAGAGUAUAUUCAGUCAGUGAGAAGUUGAUGGUAGAGUAUAUUCAGACUGUGAGAAGUUGAUGGUAGAGUAUAUUCAGUCAGUGAAAAGUUGAUGGUAGAGUAUAUUCAGUCAGUGAGAAGUUGAUGGUAGAGUAUAAUUAAUCAUUGAGAAAUUGAUGGUAGAGUAUAUUCAGUCAGUGGAAGUUGAUGGUAGAGUAUAUUCAAUCAAUGAGAAGUUGAUGGUAGAGUAUAUUCAGUCAGUGAGAAGUUGAUGGCAGAGUACAGAGCUAUUUAGUGAGAACAUGUGUGUAGCCCCUCACACAAACAAGUGUGGUGUGUGGCAAAAUUUGUGUGUAUAACCAUCAUGUUGCAUGAAGGAAUUUACAGUUACAUGGAAAGAAAAAUGUCUAAGAAUUUGUAGGCGUGAUAAUGAAGACACACUGCAGAACAAGCUUUUAUGGAGACAAUGUUUUGCUCUAAAUUUAAAACAUGGUACUCAUUGGAAGCGAAUUCCAUGUAAGAUUUCAAAAGUAGAUAUGAUUAGAUUCAUUCGUGUUAUUCAGAAAGUGGGACCAAGAGCUGGAGUAUUCCCCUCACGAAGUCAUAUAUGUAAUUACAGAGCUUUAGAAGAUAUGACCAGGAUGAUGGUUUGAUCUACCUGGAGUAUACCUGAAGGGUGUUCUGGGGGUCAACGCUCCUGUGGCCUGGUCCAUGACCAGACCUCGUGGUAGAUCAGGGCCUGAUUAACCAGGCUGUUACUGCUGGCCACACAUAGUCCAAUGUAUGAAUCACAGCCUAGCCGAUCAGGUAAUGAAUUUAGGUAUAUGAUGGGUAAAUGGUUUUGAGAGAGAGAGAGAGAGAGAGAGAGAGAGAGAGA
This is a messenger RNA of Cherax quadricarinatus, 2360 nucleotides long. RefSeq names its product N-terminal glutamine amidase tungus (gene tun). NCBI's taxonomy places the organism in Eukaryota, Metazoa, Arthropoda, Malacostraca, Decapoda, Parastacidae. The record is from RefSeq and is a predicted model, not a curated record. Gene Ontology annotation, molecular function: protein-N-terminal asparagine amidohydrolase activity; protein-N-terminal glutamine amidohydrolase activity. Gene Ontology annotation, cellular component: cytosol; nucleus.